Messenger RNA from Mycosarcoma maydis (corn smut), 852 nucleotides. Its product is annotated as riboflavin kinase. The transcript is spliced from 3 exons. Gene Ontology annotation, molecular function: riboflavin kinase activity. Gene Ontology annotation, biological process: FMN biosynthetic process; riboflavin biosynthetic process. The record is from RefSeq and is a predicted model, not a curated record. Gene Ontology annotation, cellular component: mitochondrion. Bases 1 to 852 code for a protein of 283 amino acids. Lineage: Eukaryota; Fungi; Basidiomycota; Ustilaginomycetes; Ustilaginales.
AUGACUGACUCGCUCGAAGCACAGGCGCUCAAGUCACCCACAUCCCCGAAUCGUCGUCCAGAGGUGUGUGGACCUCAUGCUCCCGAGCGUCCUUACCCAAUCUACCUACGCGGCAAGGUUGAAAGAGGCUUUGGCCGCGGCUCCAAGGAUCUCGGUUGCCCUACAGCCAACUUGCCGUCCAAGGUGGUCGGUCCAGGUUCCUCGCUCACGCGCACCGGUGUCUACUUUGGCUUCGCCCGUGUCUUGCCUCAGGAUCCCGAUGACCCAUCUCUAACCGACUCGGAAGAGGUCGAUCCCUCCAAUCCCUCCACCCAAGUGGAUGACGACGAAAACGAGGUGGUACUUGGCGCAAGUCCGAUCGGUGACGGCUUUCUUGGGCGUGUUCAGCCCAACGCAGCAUCGAUUCUCGAGGCACAAGCAACAAGAAAAGACAAGGAGCUCGACGUCAGCCGUUCCGAGCUCAACGACGGCGUCGGCUCGUUGCACGGCGCUACGGCUUCAAGUUCCUCCUCCUCAAGUAGUCUAGCAGCCGCACGCAGCAAAAAGACCAAACGCGUCCACCUCCAGCACGAAGACACGCAAGUCUACCCCAUGGUCAUGAGCGUUGGCUGGAAUCCUUUCUACAAGAACACACACAAGACUGCCGAGGUACACAUUCUGCACGACUUUGCAGACGAUUUUUACGGUCUAGAGAUUCGCGUCGUCGUUCUGGGUUACGUGCGACCCGAGUACAACUACGAUUCGCUGGACGCAUUGAUCGAGGACAUUGAGAUGGACAAACGUGUCACGGUAAACUCACUCGCACGUCCCUUGUAUCAAGACUACUCGCAAGAUCCGUUCCUCGGUCGAUAA